Molecule: messenger RNA, 1527 nt
Organism: Saccoglossus kowalevskii
Lineage: Eukaryota; Metazoa; Hemichordata; Enteropneusta; Harrimaniidae
Product: COP9 signalosome complex subunit 2
Molecular function (GO): protein binding
Source: RefSeq, a predicted model, not a curated record
AUGUCGGACAUGGAGGAAGAUUUCAUGUGCGGUGAGGAGGAAGAUUAUAACCUAGGUAAUUACGAAGAAAUGAUGAAGAGAUAUAAACAGUUGUUGACAUAUAUAAAGAGUGCAGUUACAAGGAACUACUCAGAGAAAUCUAUCAAUUCAAUCUUAGACUAUAUCUCAACAUCCAAACAAAUGGCAUUACUACAGAAUUUCUAUGAAACUACAUUGGAAGCACUCCGAGAUGCCAAGAAUGACCGGUUGUGGUUCAAAACAAAUACUAAGCUUGGAAAAUUGUACUAUGACAGAGAAGAGUUUCAGAAAUUAGCAAAAAUACUGAAGCAGCUUCAUCAGUCGUGUCAGACGGUGGACGGUGCCGAUGACCUGAAGAAAGGAACACAGUUGCUUGAAAUUUAUGCAUUAGAAAUACAAAUGUACACGGCGCAGAAGAAUAAUAAAAAACUUAAGGCGCUGUAUGAACAGUCUUUACAGAUCAAGUCAGCCAUCCCACAUCCCCUCAUCAUGGGUGUCAUACGAGAAUGUGGUGGAAAAAUGCAUCUUCGAGAAGGAGAGUUUGAAAAAGCUCACACUGAUUUCUUUGAAGCGUUUAAGAAUUACGAUGAAUCUGGUAGUCCGAGACGUACUACUUGUCUUAAGUAUUUAGUUUUAGCUAAUAUGUUAAUGAAGUCUGGAAUUAAUCCGUUUGAUUCACAAGAAGCCAAACCUUACAAAAAUGACCCUGAGAUUCUAGCAAUGACGAAUUUAGUGAGUGCCUACCAGAAUAACGAUAUUAAUGAAUUUGAAAAGAUUCUCAAAACAAAUAGACAAAAUAUAAUGGAUGACCCGUUUAUUAGGGAACACAUUGAAGAUUUACUGCGAAAUAUUCGCACACAGGUUUUAAUUGAGCUUAUCAGACCCUACACAAGGAUUCAUAUACCUUUUAUUUCUAGAGAACUUAACAUAGAUGUUAAUGAAGUAGAGAGUCUGUUAGUGUCUUGUAUUCUAGAUAAUACAAUUCAAGGAAGGAUCGAUCAAGUCAAUCAGCUACUGGAGUUGGAUCAGAAAUCAAUGAAUGCAGAUAGGUACGCCGCACUGGAUAAAUGGACAUCGCAGCUUAACUCGCUACACCAAUCAGUGGUCAACAAGAUGGCAUGACUUGUAUAGUGUAAUAAACAACCAUAGUAUUGUUCAUGAAUAUUAACAAUAGAACUAUGCCGGCUGAAAUGUACAUCUCGGACCAUCACCUGCGUACCGUGGAAUUACAACAUGUAAUAGUUCCCGUUACAUUGAAGAAACUAUUGUUGUAGGGAGUGUAAGGUUAACCUCAGCUGGACUGCAUUUGGAGUGGUAUAUUCGCUUCUAAUUUUCUUAACAGAAAACUGGGGAGGGGGUGGUACAGUAUGAUUUGGAGUAAUGGUAUGCAAGAUAUGGUUCAGUUUUUUAACGCAUUUUCUUCUGUCAAAUUGCCCAUAUUGUUUAGCCAAUCAAGUUGCUCCUAUGCUGAAAAAGAUACAUAAAUCAAUAAAAAUGUGUGUUUUAAGG